AUGGGAAUUGAAUCAUCAACGACUCUGCAUAACUUAACUACACAAGAUUUGAUAUUCAAUCCUAAAAUACAAUAAUUGGACUGGUAAUCAUUCGAAAAUGUUCGACUCUAAGAAAUCCAAAAGCCUGCUCCAUACGAUUAUGGGAAAGAUCUAACCAAGGAUGCCUUGGCUGUUAUUUAUCCAUAUUAGGCUAGAUAAAUCAUAAAUGCAAUUUAAACCUGCUUAUAGAAGUUUAAUACUAACCAGAUUUUAAAUUGA
This is a messenger RNA of Paramecium tetraurelia, 258 nucleotides long. RefSeq lists its product as uncharacterized. The record is from RefSeq and is a predicted model, not a curated record. NCBI's taxonomy places the organism in Eukaryota, Ciliophora, Oligohymenophorea, Peniculida, Parameciidae. The transcript has a single exon.